Messenger RNA from Melanotaenia boesemani (Boeseman's rainbowfish), 2842 nucleotides. It is a transcript of the gene ip6k2b, whose product is annotated as inositol hexakisphosphate kinase 2b. Gene Ontology annotation, molecular function: inositol hexakisphosphate kinase activity. The transcript is spliced from 5 exons. Gene Ontology annotation, biological process: inositol phosphate biosynthetic process; phosphatidylinositol phosphate biosynthetic process. The record is from RefSeq and is a predicted model, not a curated record. Bases 385 to 1767 code for a protein of 460 amino acids. Lineage: Eukaryota; Metazoa; Chordata; Actinopteri; Atheriniformes; Melanotaeniidae. Gene Ontology annotation, cellular component: nucleus; cytoplasm.
CGCUCUGUCGUCAGUUUCGGUAACACACAGACGUUGAAAGUAUCCACUGUACAGCGCUUAAAAACGUUUUCGUAACCUUUAUAUUUGAAUAAGCGUUUUUAUAUCAAAAGUACAGAAUAAGUGAACAUAUACCUAAAUGGUAGGGCUUUGUUCUUUGUCUCCUGGCAAAGCGAAGAAACGGAUUAAAGGAUUUCGUCGCUGACUCCGUGUCUCCUGUUCGUCCCUUUGUUUUUUUCCACUGCUUCGGUCAAACAGGCGAGCAGCAGCGCCCCCUGUGAGACGCCAAGAAACAGCUCGAGGAUAGGGAGCCAAACAAGCGGCCGAACCGCUAGCCUACCGUGCGACGUGGGUCCCCACAGCUCAGCCGUCCGAUGCGGAGUGAGGAUGAGUCCCGCUCUGGAAGCCCUCAUGCAGGCGGACGGAACUCCUUACACAGGAAAAGGGGUGAUGCUUGAGCCCUUCGUGCACCAGGUGGGAGGCCACUCCUGUGUGCUGCGAUUUGGGGAACAAACAAUUUGCAAGCCCCUCAUCCCCCGAGAGCAUCAGUUCUACAAGAACCUGCCACCAGAGAUGAGGAAAUUCACCCCUCAAUAUAAAGGUGUUGUAUCCGUCAGUUUUGAAGAGGAUGAGGAAGGGAACUUGUGCCUCAUUGCCUACCCCCUCCACAGCGAAUCAGGGGACCUGGAAAACAAAGACCCCUCUGCUGACUGCGAGCCCAAAAGCAAGAUGCUAAAGUGGAGCAAUAAGAAGCAACCCUCUUUGCUCCUGGACAAUGACAACUACAGCAAAGACAGAGCUCGACACAGCCGUAAAGAAGACAAGCUUAUGAGUUACAAUCGUGAUGAGGUGCAGCAGCAGCAGGCCGAGGUUUUGUACUUCAAUUUGGAGAAGGGCAACGUGGUGCCACAGAUCAAACACAACCCCUGGAGUCUGAAAUGCCACCAACAGCAAUUACAAAGGAUGAAGGAGAAUGCAAAGCACCGUAACCAAUACAAAUUUAUUCUUUUGGAAAAUCUGACCUGGUGCUAUAGAGUACCAUGUGUGUUAGAUUUGAAGAUGGGAACUCGCCAACAUGGGGAUGAUGCAUCAGAGGAGAAGAAAGCCAAUCAGAUUCGCAAGUGUCAACAGAGCACAUCUGCAUCUAUUGGAGUGCGACUUUGUGGCAUGCAGGUGUACCAGUCAGAUUCCGGCCAGCUGAUGUUUAUGAAUAAAUACCAUGGGCGUAAGCUAACCCUUGUGGGUUUUAAAGAGGCUCUCUACCAGUUCUUCCACAACGGACGUCGUCUGCGUCAAGAGCUGCUGUCACCUGUGCUGCGUCGGCUCAGGGAAAUGCAAGCUGCCAUGGAGGCCUGUGAGUCCUACCGCUUCUACUCCAGCUCCCUGCUCAUCAUCUACGAUGGCGACCCUCCGAGGAUGCCCACCAGACCUAAACACCGAGGUGGGGAAGAAGGCGAUGAGGAUGACCCAUCAGAUGAAGAGGAAGAGGAGGAGGAAGAAGGGGCCUUUGGCUUCCCUCGUUCCUCCUCAGCAAGCGGUGCUGCAGGUGUGGCCGGAGGGAGCAGCAACAGCAGCAGUCGCUCGUCCCACAGUGCGGGUGAGGCCAGCAGCUCUGAGGUGGAUGUGCGUAUGAUUGACUUUGCUCACACCACCUGCCGGCACUAUGGAGAAGACAGCGUAGUGCACGAAGGCCAAGACAGUGGCUUCAUCUUCGGCCUCCAGAACCUUAUCACGAUCAUCUCCGAGCUGGAAGAUCACAGCAGUGACUGAGGCUGAACUGAAGCAGACAUGAUCUAAAUUUCAAGUAUGGGAAAAGCUUGCUGAGCUGAAACCCUGCUAUACCCUCCCCAAGGUGCAUUAUGCCUACACUGGGGUGUGCUUGGUGGAAACAUCAGACACCCCUAGGCUAGGGGAGAGUCUGCGUGGUUGAUCCUGCACUCUCGCAUACCUGCCAGAGGACUGUGCUGCUUGUGCCCUCCCCUGCACUUUUUUCUUGCUUGAAACUGAGACUUUUCCCUGUAAUACAUGGUAGGAGAAAUGUUCUUUCAACAAGCAUGGGGACUCCUGUAAUCUUGUAGGACUCUCCUCCCUAUCUCCCCCUCUGGUACAGACAAGUAUCUUUAUUGUUAAGUUCUCUCUGAGAGAGAAAGAGUGAGGCAGAAAAUAUUUGAAGCAGUAGUGUGUUAGGAGACAGUCAUGGUGCUUAACCUGUGAUAUGGCAUACUUUCUUUUUUUAAUGAACUUUGGACAACCUGUUCCCCAAAGCACAGCACAAUUAGUGGAGAGGUUAACUAGUUGACUGAACAAGCUGACCUUGGCUGGCUGGGUCAGCAGCCUUGUAGCAGUUGACAAAUUAAUAAUCUGAUAAGGACAUUUUGUGUUUAUAUUGAUCUCACAUAAGACCCCUGUAAUAGCUAUGUUUUGUUUGUCCACCAAGCACUCAGAUUUAUACUUUUUGUUGGAAGAAGAUUAUGUAAAUCUAGAAGAAGGGAUUUGCCUUUUCUCAAUAGUUGAACUCUCCCGUACUUCUUGUCCAUAAACAAGACUUUUUGGAAGACGAUUUCUUUUGUCAUUGUCUGUGUUUGUUUUCAUCUGAUCUUCUCCUUCAUUCCUGAAAAUUUGACUUAAAGAGAAUAUAUUGUUAAGAACACUAGCUACAAAGACUAUUGACUAUUUAUUUGCAAGGAUUGUUUAAAAAAAAUUUAUAAGCACAUUCCAUAUUACCACUUUAAAUGUCCUGUCCUGAUACAGACUUUGAUUUAUUUUGUUAUUGCAAGAGCCCUCUUGUAUACCUGUAUGUUAACAGUGUAUUGGAAAAUAAAAACGUUCAUUGUGGUAAAAUUAA